AUGGAGUGGAGAAAAGCGAUGAUUAUAAAAUUCAUUAAAUUAUUUGAAAAGGAAGAGGCCAUUUGGAACCCAAAACACGAAAACCACAACUACAGGCAAAAGAUAAAUGAUGCUUGGAACCGUAUGUCCGUCAGUAUGGGGUUGCCAGUGAACAUAUUAAAGACAAAAAAGAAUUCUUUGAUGGCCUGCUUCCGCACACAUCUCCGAAGGAAGAAAAAAUCAAUGAAAUCAGGUAAAGGAGCUGAGGGAGAAGAUGUAUAUGAACCUAUAUGGUUUGCAUACAAAAUGAUGGAAAAUUUCUUGGGUCCAGUAUACAACUGCGGUGAUACAAUAAACACCGAGGACAACGCAUCAUCACCUUCAAAUGAAGCACUGGACUUUAAGCAAGAAAAUAUUGCAAAUGAAAGGGAUACAUCGACUGAGACCACUGAGAUGCAAAAUAUUGAUCAUCACAGCAGACCAAGCCAGACACACACCAGUAGAGAUAUAGCUAUUGAUUUCCCCACAUCUACAAGCCAGCUUCAAAAACAUCACCUGCAACUAGCAUCAGAAAUUAGCGAUGCACAAGAUAAAAUCAAACAAACUGUCGAAACGCUUAACAACGUCAUAUCUCAAAAGAAACGAGACGCCGAAGACGACGAUUGUGAACUGUACGGAAAGUUACUGGCAAACAAAUUAAGAUAUUAUUCUAAGUACGAAAGGCAUGUUUUGAUGCAUGAAAUCGAUGGGCUUCUUCUAAAAAAACCUCCAUGUAGUAUUACAAAUAUUCCUUGUAGCUCCAAUUCUACUUUCUCGCCAGCACAUGACUCUUCGGAUCCCCUAUCAUAAUCACCAGUUCAGUAUCAUAAGAUCCAGUUUAGACUACACUUUGGAAAUCUAAACGAAACUACACUUUGGAACGAGCCCCUGGCUUCACUGACAGACGGUCG
Molecule: messenger RNA, 929 nt
Organism: Spodoptera litura
Lineage: Eukaryota; Metazoa; Arthropoda; Insecta; Lepidoptera; Noctuidae
Biological process (GO): regulation of transcription by RNA polymerase II
Cellular component (GO): transcription regulator complex; nucleus
Source: RefSeq, a predicted model, not a curated record